GUGUUUUUGUUGAUGCUGUAAACUCCAUGGGCCAAACUUCUCUCUUCGUCGCUGCAUUGCUGGGUCUUGAUAAAAUCGUCGAUGUGCUGUUGGAUUAUGGCUCAGACGUUAAUCAUCGCUGUUACGAUGGAAGCACCCCAGUGCACGCAGCUUCGUUCUCGGGAAAUCGAUGGAUUCUUAGCAGGUUAUUGGAUGAAGGAGGUGAUCUGAGAGUACAUGAUAAAGAUGGAAGAAGUCCUCGGUGCUGGGCUAUGUCAGCUGGCAAAGAAAACAGUGCCCAGAUGCUGGAAUUUAUACAGCGUUGUACAUUCCACAUGCAGGCUGCCAUUCAAAAUUUUCCCUGUGAUUUACUCAGGAAGACUGGCUCCUCAAAAGCGCUGGUCUGCGGUCCAUCUAGGUUUGGUGGCCUUGUGCAAGGAAACGUCGAUGGUCCUCUGGGUAGAUUCCUAAAAGAUGGAGAUAAUGCAGCCAAGAACGUUUACAGCUUUGGUUUUGGGAAGUUUUAUCUUGCAGGCAGCGGGCAGCUAGGGUACUUGGCGUCUCUCCCUAUUAUCGGGGAAAAAGAUGUGGUUCAGGCAGAUGAUGAACCGACGUUUUCUUACUGUGUUGGACCGUACAUGACCAUGACGAACUUAAUGUGGGGAGGUAGCAGAGUUACAGUGAAGGAACUUGGCUUUGAGCCCCAUCAGAACUGUAGUAAACUACGCUUGGCUGAUCUUCUCAUUGCAGAGCAGGAACGUAGUAGUAAACUCCAUCAUCCUCGUUUGCUACAGCUGAUGUCCGUUUGUCUGUCUAGUGACUUGGAGAAAACGCGUUUAGUAUAUGAAAGGGUUAACUUUGGUUCUCUGUACAGCAUCCUUCAUGAACGGCGUACAGAAUUCCCAGUACUGCACAUGGAGACGAUUUUGCAUGUGCUGCUUCAAAUUAAUGACGCUUUGUGUUUUCUGCACUCCCGCGGAUUUAUCCACCGUUCAGUUACCUCCUAUGCCAUUCAGAUUGUCUCUUCUGGUGAGGCAAAGCUAUGCAACUUGGAAUACAUGAUAGAGAGCAAAGAUGGUGGAGAACACAGUGAUCUGACGCGUAUUCCUGUCCCGGUCCAGCUGUAUAAGUGGUGCUCUCCUGAAGUUGUCCUUGAAAAAGUUGUCACGGUCAAAUCGGAUGUUUAUAGCUUCUGUGUGGUACUGCAGGAGGCCUUGACAGAGACCCUUCCCUGGAAAGGUCUUGAAGACUCAGUUAUUAAACAGCUCAUAAUUUCGGGACAGCAGUUAGAAGCAGAUGUCAGACUUCCUAUGCCCUAUUACAGUAUCAUAAAGUCAGGGCUGGAACCUAAACAGAAGAAGCGCUCCAUGAAACUUCGGGAUAUUGAAUAUAUACUGAAAAACGACUUAAAGGGCUUAGUUAAGUCUCAAACUGGUCGUGCUGAUGAAAUGUCAAAAGUACAGAGACCCGGUGUUUAUGCAGAUGUGAAUAUCUGUUUGGCAUCAGCUUUUAGCUACCAUAAGAGAACACAGGAAUUGCAGGGAAAAGAGAUAAGUGAGGCUGGUGACUCUACUGCCCCAAGACACACUCUUUGUGCUGAGGAGAAUAGUGCUUUAGUGGACCAAGAGGCAUCAGCCAGUCUGCAGCCAGUUGCACAGGACAAAAUUCGUGAUGCAGCUUCUGACCUCCAGACGACCCUCAGUGUCAGUGAUGUGGAUGACAGCCUCUGUAGCUUUGAAAUCAAUGAAAUCUUUGCCAGUUUUCCAGAACUUCACGAAGACUUCCUGGAAGAAAGAGCUGGAUUAGGUCAAACUGUGGAGGUUGAGGAAGGGCAGCAAAAGGAAGAAGAUAAUGCUACCCUUGGUGACCUAUAUGCGUCCCCUGGCAUGCGCUGUGAGGAAAAGACACUUUACAAGGAAGGUGACCUUUCAGAAUUGGGUACAGAGUACUCUACAGAAGAGGAGGAGAGGCUAAGCGAGGCCUCUGACCUAUGCAUGCUGGCACAGGUGAGAGGAGAUGCUGGGAGAAGAUCAAGUAGUCUGUCCCGAAAUGAGGAGCGCAUCAUCAGCAAAUGUGUCCUUGAUUUAAAGAUUAUGCAAAGCAUGGUGCAGCAGGCAGCAGAUUCCCUGUGCAGAACAGAGGAGAAACUGGACAAAUUAGAGGCCACUGAAAAGCAAAAGCAGCUGCUCCAGGGAAUUGGAAUGAAUCAGCUUUCUAAGCAAAAUUUUCAAGAAGGACACUGGAAGAGAUCUGAUGAUACUUCCCAAAAUACCAGUUACCCUUUUUCUGGAGUUCAUAGUUUUUCAUGGAAGCCUGUAGGUCCACCAUCAAGUGCCUAUAUUCCGCCACUGAUAACAUGUCAGGCACAAGGAGCAUCGGGUGGAGAGAGUUUCCAAGCAAGAGUUUGCAAGAGUUCAAAGACAGCAAAGGAAGUGGAGGCAAUUCCAAGUGCAAAGUGGAAGUGCUUUCAUGGGGUGAAUAAGAAUAAAAAUGAUAGCAACCGUCAUGAUCCCAGCUUCAGUGUGGAGGAAAGCCUGGAUGAUCGAAUGAGCCUGGACCAUGAGGUAAAUCAGCAUUUACUCCCACAUGUAUCUGUAAGAUGCAAAAAAAAGUUCAACUUGCAGUGUCAGAGAGGAGGUGAUUCACGUUCUGCAGCAAGUAGAAGUGAAGAAGAGAGGUGGUGCUAUCCAAAAUCAAGAUCUGAAAUUUACAGUACAAAAAUAAGCGAGCCAAGAAGGAUGAUGCCAUCAGAAUGGAGGACUGAAGUAAAGCAAAUGGCCCGAAGAGUGGCCUCAGGACAGCUAGAACUCGGCUCUCCAUUUCCAGCCAGUGAAUGUACGUCUGAAAGUGAAGCAGAGAGUAUAAAGGAAGCCUUUCACCGUGUCACUGUUAGAGUCCAAGAAAGUCAAGACCAGCAAAGAUGUAGGUGGCAGACAGGUGAUAAUGUUGAGCCUUCGGAUCUGGGCUUUGAGGGUGGAUCUGAAUCUGAGGAGAGUGAUCUGGAGUCUCCAUUCGGAAGUUCUGGAGGGAGAAGUUCCAAGUCACCAUCACCAGAUGAACAAGCAGAGUCUGGAAUAGUUAUUAAUAAGAAUUCGAUCCUUCCUCAACAAGUUGAGAAUGUCUCUAGAGGGCAUUCAAGGGCAUUACAUUGUUCCCUUAAUUCAUAUCCUGAUGUGACUGAAGAAUUCUUGACUCCUGAUUCUGAUUGUUUCCUUCCUCCUGCUACUCAGGGAAGUUCAAAACUAGAAACCUCAGAUGCUGAGAGCAAAUUAGAAGAUGCUUGUGAAGGAUUUUUACAGAAACAGUUACCUGAAGACGCAGCAUCAGGUAUUGAGGCUUCAGGAGGAAAAAUGCUCUCCUGCAGCACAGCGGCGCAGAACUCUGGCAGUAACGUGCUAGGAGUGAAUCCACUCAGCCAUAUGCCUGUAGCCAGUGAUGAAGCAGCACGAGAAGUGAUACUGUGGGAGCCACAGGAAGAAAGCAAAGAAAAAGAUGUAUCAGUGACAGAUGUUCAGGAUUUGUCGAGUAUCCACUAUGAGCAAGAGAACCACUACAGGGACAUGGAUUGUAAAACGCCCAGAGUGAGUCACGCACCGAUGAGCGUCAGCACUCCUCUCUGCUCAGAAGAAAAAAUUUUGAUAGCCUCUGAGAAAUACAAACACUGCCAUGAAGUAGCUUCAGAUUCUUCCUUUUGCGGCUCUCCAGAGAUCUCUGCGGUGUCCAGGACAUUCAUUACAGCCUGUGAAGGGGAAAGGAGCACUGAAAUGCCCUUGGUUGCCUCAGGAGUUCGCUCAUCUGAAUUGAAUGAGCCUGAUGGGUUGCCAGUAGUUGCUUCAUCGUUGAGAAGCACCAGGAAGGCAUCUGCGCUCUCACAGGCAUCUAACCACUUCAAUGAUGAGCUGCCUCCACCAGCCCAAGAGUUGCUGGAUGAAAUUGAUCAUAUAAAGCAGCAAGAUUGCAUCGCUGAAGGCUUUAAAAAGGAGGGAUUGUAUGGCUGCGGAGUGCAAAUAAAUGUUCCUGAUCAAACUAAAAUGGAAGAUAGAGAGGCAAAAGAAGAAUCUGAGGGAAAUGAGAAGAGAAAUCAUAGUUUAUGGACUAAGAAGUCAUUUAAUCUAGCAGAGGAAACAGAAAGAGCUCACUCUACUCUUGAUGAUAUUUUGGAAAGAAUGCUCCAUGCAAUUCCUGGAGAUGAGGAGAUCCAAGAACAACCUCAGGGACACACUCCUGGGGCUGCAAGCCUGCAAGAUCCAGAAGAUGCUGGAAAGAAGAAGGGAGUAGAGGAAAGCGGAGCUGUGGCCAGAGGCAGAGCCCCAGAAGGCUGCGCCGGGAGUUCAGAAGACACGUAUCCUGAAGAUCAGAAAUCCCGCGUACAGGAGCAGCUGUCUUCACGUUCUGCGUUCAGGAUAAUUGUUUUGGAUCAGAGCUCUCCUCUAACUGAGAAAAUGGAUAGUGAAUAA
Leptosomus discolor (cuckoo roller) is the source of this 4436-nucleotide messenger RNA. NCBI's taxonomy places the organism in Eukaryota, Metazoa, Chordata, Aves, Leptosomiformes, Leptosomidae. The record is from RefSeq and is a predicted model, not a curated record.